Gorilla gorilla gorilla (western lowland gorilla) is the source of this 3492-nucleotide messenger RNA. It is a transcript of the gene MB21D2, whose product is annotated as Mab-21 domain containing 2. The coding region runs from base 439 to 1914 and encodes 491 amino acids. Lineage: Eukaryota; Metazoa; Chordata; Mammalia; Primates; Hominidae. The record is from RefSeq and is a predicted model, not a curated record. The transcript has 2 exons.
CUUUAAAUGGAGACGCUGGUGCUGGCUCCGUAACACCGGAGCCGGCAGCUUGUUGAUUUCAGAGCUGGUGAAUUUCACAUUGUUUCCACUUCACUUUCCUCGCCCGGGGGAGGCUCCAGUUGGCUCUACGACCGCCGUUGCCGCUGCCAGCGAGGGCCAGGGCAGGGCAGGGACGCGCAGCAUCGGGGCGGGCGUGGGGCCGGAGAAAAGGGUGUCGGGGCCACACACGCACCCUCGCUGCAGUCCAGCUCCUCCCGAAGCUCGCACGCCCAGAGCGCACGGAGCGGGGGACUGCCCGCCCAGACGCCCGCCCGCCAACCCGCCCACGAGCCGGGGCCAAAGCCUGGGAGCCUGCGAGGGGAGGAGGCCCAGGGGGGCGGGGUGGGGGGCGGGGGUGGGUGCUGCGCUGCCGCGGAGCUGCUACUCGGCGCGUUUUGCAUGAAGAUGGCGGCUCCCACCGCCAGCAAGGCAGCCUCCCUGGGCUGUAACAACAAGCCUGCGUUCCCGGAGCUGGAUUUCAGGUCGGGAGCUCGGGUGGAGGAAUUGAACAAACUCAUCCAAGAAUUUACGAAGCACGACCAGCGGGAAUACGACGACCAGAGAGCGCUGGAGAUUCACACAGCCAAGGAUUUCAUCUUUUCCAUGCUGGGAAUGGUGCAAAAGCUGGACCAAAAGCUUCCAGUGGCUAAUGAAUACCUGUUGCUCUCUGGAGGUGUCCGGGAAGGCGUGGUGGACCUGGACUUAGAUGAGCUUAAUGUCUAUGCCCGGGGUACUGACUAUGAUAUGGACUUUACCCUCUUGGUGCCAGCCCUCAAGCUGCAUGACCGUAAUCAGCCUGUGACACUCGACAUGCGCCACUCAGCCUUGUGCCACUCUUGGCUGAGCCUUCGGCUCUUUGAUGAGGGGACAAUCAGUAAAUGGAAAGACUGCUGCACCAUUGUAGAUCACAUCAAUGGUGCCACCAACUACUUCUUCUCACCUACCAAAGUGGCUGACUGGUUCUAUGACUCUAUCAGCAUUGUCCUGUCAGAAAUACAGAAGAAACCCCAGCGAGGGAUGCCAAAGGUGGAAAAGGUGGAAAAAAAUGGGACCAUCAUCUCCAUCAUUCUGGGUGUAGGGAGUAGUCGCAUGUUGUAUGAUAUUGUCCCUGUGGUAUCUUUCAAAGGUUGGCCUGCAGUGGCCCAGAGCUGGCUCAUGGAGAACCACUUUUGGGAUGGGAAGAUUACUGAGGAAGAGGUCAUCAGUGGGUUUUACUUGGUGCCUGCUUGCUCCUACAAGGGUAAGAAGGACAAUGAAUGGCGGCUGUCCUUUGCCAGGAGCGAGGUGCAGUUGAAGAAGUGCAUCUCCAGCAGCCUCAUGCAGGCCUAUCAGGCCUGCAAAGCCAUCAUCAUUAAACUGCUGUCCCGGCCCAAGGCUAUUAGCCCCUAUCACCUGCGGAGCAUGAUGCUCUGGGCCUGCGACAGACUUCCUGCCAACUACUUGGCUCAAGAAGACUAUGCAGCCCACUUUUUGCUGGGCCUUAUCGAUGACCUGCAACACUGUCUGGUCAACAAGAUGUGCCCCAAUUAUUUCAUCCCUCAGUGCAACAUGCUGGAACACCUGUCUGAGGAGACAGUCAUGCUUCAUGCCCGGAAGCUGUCCUCUGUGCGCUCAGACCCGGCAGAGCACUUGCGCACCGCCAUUGAGCAUGUCAAGGCAGCCAACCGGCUGACACUGGAGCUCCAGAGGCGAGGUAGCACCACCAGCAUCCCCUCUCCACAGUCCGACGGAGGGGACCCCAACCAGCCUGAUGACCGUUUGGCAAAAAAACUGCAGCAGCUAGUGACUGAGAACCCGGGAAAGUCAAUCUCUGUCUUUAUCAAUCCUGACGAUGUCACAAGGCCCCAUUUCAGAAUUGAUGACAAAUUUUUCUGAGUGUUAGCUGACUUUUUUUUUUUCCUGAUUCUUAAACUCUGAUAAUGUGUCGUGUGGUUUGUGAUGCUGUCUUUCUGUUUUUUACAUAUCCAGCCUAGAUUGGAUUUGUUAAGAACAAAUUUUGAGUUUCCUGGUUCUGCAGGAUGGUGCAGGCUCUGAAACAGUAUAUUACUAUUUCAUAUUCUGCCUCUGAUUUCGUUGUUUACUUUUUGUAGUUAUUGUCAUGCUCUUUAGUUUGUUGGAGUUUUUUUUCUUUUUAAGGAGAUCUUGAGCCAUAGAUGAAAAUGCCCAUGAAUCCUCUUGCUUUUUUCUGUUUCAUACUUGGUGCAAAUUUGUUCAUGGGUAUGGGGAAACAAAUCUCUUUCUGAUGCUUAACGAUUCUAUCAUAUUAUUUUUAUUAUUUUGUUUUUGUCUUUUUUCUUAUGAGCUUUCACCACUACUGAUAUUUGAGAAUCAUAUGAACCUGGGAACUACCUGGCAUGUUAGCUGGAUUUAUUUAUUUUGACCAGUGACCAGAGUAGUUUCCCCCCUUUUCCACCAAACAAGGUAAACUUUGAAAGUGAUAAUACUACAAAUUGUGUUUUGGAGCAACUUCACUGAAUGUAAUUGUCCUCAAAUCAGAGAACACUGGGUGGUUUGAAGGGUGUGUUUGACAGUUUUCCAAGCAGAAUUAAGGUUUCCAAAUGUUAGUUUUAGCAUAUGUAAUUAUUUGAAGCCUUAUUUAAAUCCUAUUAAAGAACAUACCAUUAUAAUUAUUAUUUGCACUAAUCUUUGCCAUUGUCAGAAUUGCAAAGUGUGUUUCAAUAUAAAUUAACAACCACUCUUGAAAUUCUAUCAUUUUUUCAUUUUGCCCAUUUCUCUCUAUCAGUGAAACGAUUCUUUGCAUUUGCUUAGUUCUCCUUCAAUUGUGGGGUCCUGCUUUGCCCUCUUUGAUAUUCCUGGUUCCUGUCUCACUGAGAGAAGUUGUUAAAGCUUUAUACACGUUGACCCCAUCUAAAGCUGGGGAAAAUAUACACUUGAUGAAGCAGGUGUCUUUGUAUUUAUUUCUUUUGGGGUCGUAGAGGUAAGCUUUUUUGUAAAAUCUCUACUCUUCCUGAGAGUUUUGAGAAAAACUGGCAGGAAGAACUUACAAUCCCCAAAUAGAAGAUACCACGUCUGUUCAAAAGCAGGUAUUGCUAUAGAGCAGCAUCCAGGAAGUAUCUGUGGGUGGCAGCCUUGGUGUAGAGGUGUCCUGUCUUCAUGAGUGAAGUUACUUGCCUGAUUAGGUGCUGGAAGGUAUUGGCUCCCUGUUUUGGUGUAGACUCAGGGCAAGCUGGUGUUUAAGAGGUCAGGAGUCCUGCUGAUCUUUCAAAGGACACCCAUGAUGUCUACUCAUGGAAAGGGCAAGUAACGUGUUCAUUUUGGUCCUGAAUGUCCAAACUCAAGGGUUGGAUUUUGGCCAAUGGAAAUCAGACAUAUGCGAUCUUGGGUUUUUGCAUGGAAAUUAAUGUAAUGCUUAUAAAUGAAAAAUGAAAACAUUCAACCAUCUAAGUCAAACACAAAAAUAAUAAUAAAAAAAGAAACAUACUGGCCUUGAAA